This is a messenger RNA of Lymnaea stagnalis (great pond snail), 1664 nucleotides long. Lineage: Eukaryota; Metazoa; Mollusca; Gastropoda; Lymnaeidae. The record is from the annotation of a GenBank genome assembly.
GUCGUUGGAGUAUUGGGCGCUUUGGCGAAUAUCGUUAAUAUCAUCGUAUUCGCUAAACAGGUGACUAUAGCCUACUUGUACGUGUGAUGUGGGAGGAAAAAAAUCUUAAUUUCUUUUCAUUUAAUUACGUUUUUUUCGGUCCAUAAUUCAAGUGACGAUGUUGUCACAUUAAUCAGACUUAUUUAGACAGACAUUGUCUUUACCCGAAGGAUCUUUUUCUUUUUUUUAAUAAUUCAAUAAUAGACACACACACCCUCUCCCACAUUUUUUAAAAUAAAAAUCCCACACAAAAAAAACUAUUGGACUAAUUUUGUUGGCUGCGUGAGUGAUAGCAAAUAAUCUUUUAAACAAUUACACCAACACUAUGUUCAGUUAUGAUGGCUUUUUAAUUUUACAAAACUUACUCUGCUUUGUGUACAGUGAUUAGUUGCUUAUAUAAAAGUAUGUAACAGUAAGAUAACGUAAUUGAUAUCUUUUUUUUUUCUUUCAGAGUUUUAACUCUUCCGUUAACGUUAAUUUGCUUUGUCUGUCCAUAGCAGACUUUGGAAGUCUGGCCAGUCUGUCCUGGAAAAGUCUUAGUUACAUACAUGUGCUCCUGUCCUGGGACCUCUCCUACCUGGGCACUGACGUCAUCUAUGUGUUAGCUGGUAAGUUUGUAUUUCUUGCAGACAUGUAUCUGAUGGCGUGCCUUGGUGGGGGGGGGGAGGGGGGAGACGGAUACGACCUCCCCACGAGUCAUUUUUAAUAAUGUUUUUUACCAACAUUUAAAAUAAACGUGUGUUUGCUGGGAUUCUUUUAUUUGGGGGGGGGGGGCGCAUCUUUUGGGGUUUUCCCGGGGGGGCAUUUAGUUUUAGAUACGCCACUGAACCUAUGAACUGGUACGUUAUUUCAUGAAUUUUUUUUUUUAGUAAAAUUUUUUACGUGCUUCAUUGAAAUUUCAAUUUACAAUUUUAUUUAUCUUUGUGUUGGAUCAUCUAGCAGUCAGCCGUGGAACUUUCACGCGAAUCGCAUGGUGGAUCACCACGCUCAUCACCUUCGAGAGAUGCCUGUGCAUCGCCAUGCCACUCAAGAUAAAGCACAUCGUCACUCCCCGGUCCUCUACCCUCGCCCUGUGUCUCAUUCUCUUGGUCGCACUGGCGGGCGUGUCCCCGUUUCUCAUCGCGAGACGCAUCGGGGACGUGUCGACCGGCAACAGUACCGCAGUGGGGUUUUAUUACGCCGAGAACGGCCCGUACCUUGAAAGCAUCAGCACGACGUACAGUGUCGUGGCCCAGCUCGGAUCUUACAUUUUGAACGCAGCCUGCACCGGGGUCAUCAUCCUUCAGCUACGCGUGAAAUCAACGUGGCGGAAGGGCUGCGGGCUGGCGGUUGGCUUGAACCACGCCCGGGAACUGCGGGAUAAGCGGAUCGCGAAAAUGAUUUCUUCGAUAUCAUCGCUGUUCAUCGUCUGCUCCUUCGCCAAUUGUGUCAGUUUAGUUUUGGUGAUCGCCAAGGUCCCCGGCUACAGUGAUGCGUUCGCGAGUCCGACUUUCCUUGCGGUGCAGGAGGCGACGAUCACGCUCGAGGCCGUCAGCAGUUCUGUGACGAACCUUGUGUAUUACUCCAUGAGUUCAAAGUACAGAGAAACAUUUGAUGAAACGUUUCUCCACAAAACUGAAAGUCGC